GCUCAUUUCUGUCGAGCCACCUUGUGACCUGUUCAAUCGCAUUCUCUAUCUUCCUCCUGUCUCCAGAACCGAGUUUUGGCACUGGUCUGCACACUCCAAUAUUCCUUGAUAGUGUUCUUUCAGAAGCGUAUUCAUUGCUUAUGCAAAUCAGAGACAAAUAGAGGGAGGGAGCGAGAGAGAAAACAAGAGCAAGAGACAAAAACUCACAUGGAAAAAGCUAUUCACGGAAUGGAGCUCCUUGCAGCAAUGAACUGGGCGUAGAGAGCAACAGAGAGAGCAGGGAGAAAGGGGUAGUGCAGUGGGCGAGGGGGAGACUCAGAAGAGAGAAGGGGGAGAGACGGAGGAGAAGGAGAGAAAGAGAAAGGGUGACGGGGGGAGAGAGAGGAGAAGGAGAGAAAGAAAAAGGGCUAAGGCAGCUCGGGGGUGGAGAGAGGAGAAAAAGAGAAAGAGAAAGGGCGAGGGCUUGGGGGCGACGACACCUCGUGGGCAACGGGGAAAUGUGUUCUGUUCAACCCUGUUCUGAUGGUAGCUCAAGAGUACGGAACAAAACUCAACAGAAGAUAAUUAAUACCUUUUGUUCAAGCGUCCGUUGUGUUCAUCCUGGACUCCAAACAGUGUUUGAUCUUUCAGAUGAUAAGCAGUUCUUUAUUGAUCAUCCUGGUGCAGUUCCAAUUACUACUGCCCAGGGAGAAGAGCUCAAGAAGUUGAUCGGAGCACUUGCUUACAUAGAAUGUAGUUCGAAAACUCAGCAGAAUGUUAAGACAGUCUUUGAUGCUGCUAUCAAGGUGGUCAAAAAAAAAAAAAGAAGAAGAGAAAGGGGCAAAAACAGCAGGUGGACAUGUUAUAUUCGUAUUCUAUAUCUUUAUUUAGACAACUACAAGUUUUGACAUCUUCUGGCAACAGCUUUGUUCAGAAAAAUCACUUGGGAGUUUUUUAUUUGAUAGUGGUUUGUUUCUUGGUUAUAUUCCUCUCUGCUGCAUCACUAUGACAAUUUUUGCAUGGUUGCAUUGUCAUGCUGAACCAUUAAUCAGCUGGUGUUUUGUACAUGCUCUGGUGUUUGUCGUUUUCUUAAUUGGUAGGUGGUUUGGUGAUUAAUGUGUCGCUUUUCCAUAUUGUCAAAAGGCUGCUACGAGUAUGUGGAUGCACCCUCUCUUUUUUCUA
Messenger RNA from Nymphaea colorata (pocket water lily), 1161 nucleotides. RefSeq names its product rac-like GTP-binding protein 5. NCBI's taxonomy places the organism in Eukaryota, Viridiplantae, Streptophyta, Magnoliopsida, Nymphaeales, Nymphaeaceae. Gene Ontology annotation, biological process: cortical cytoskeleton organization; small GTPase-mediated signal transduction; actin filament organization. Gene Ontology annotation, molecular function: GTPase activity; GTP binding; protein kinase binding. The transcript has 4 exons. The record is from RefSeq and is a predicted model, not a curated record. Gene Ontology annotation, cellular component: cell cortex; cell projection; cytoskeleton. Bases 498 to 887 code for a protein of 129 amino acids.